Osmia bicornis bicornis is the source of this 4182-nucleotide messenger RNA. RefSeq lists its product as uncharacterized. Gene Ontology annotation, molecular function: nucleic acid binding. The transcript is spliced from 2 exons. The record is from RefSeq and is a predicted model, not a curated record. NCBI's taxonomy places the organism in Eukaryota, Metazoa, Arthropoda, Insecta, Hymenoptera, Megachilidae. The coding region runs from base 1 to 4182 and encodes 1393 amino acids. Gene Ontology annotation, biological process: DNA integration.
AUGGAUAGAAUUAAACUAAUUAAUCAAAGGCGAACAACGCUCAAGAUUCAGGUUACGCAGCUUGUCAACUGCGUCGCGUCGAACGAAUACGAUUUAUUUACUCUUAAAAGGCGACUGAAUCGGGUUACCCAAAUAUUAACCGAAUACGAGGAGUUGCACGACGAACUCACGAUUAUUGAUCCCGAUAACGACCGGCUAGAUGAACUCUUAGAGAUUCAAAACAGAUAUUACGUAUGCGCGGGAAAAAUUGAAGGAUUGGAAGUCGCCAGUACGUCGGCAGCGCGAGCUAACGAUACGGUCGGUAAUGUUACGGGAUUAAACACGACUCAAAUAGAAGGGCGGCGUGUGAUGAAACUGCCGGUAGCAGAAUUGCCGAAAUUUCACGGAGAUACAGACGACUGGCUCUCUUAUAAAAACACGUUUAUGACCAUGAUCGACGCGCGUACGGAUCUUGCCGAUUUAGAGAAAUUUUUAUACUUAAAGGCGUCUCUCAAGGGCGAAGCGUUAACCAAAAUUUCGCUCUUUAGUACGAGCGAGGAAAAUUAUAAAAACGCGUGGCAGAUGUUAGUCGAUACAUACGAAAAGCGACGUACACUGGUCACAAAAUACAUGUAUGCGAUUCUAGAUACAAAGGUUUUGACCAAGGCGACACCGAACGGGCUCUCGAAAUUAAUUGACGACGUACGUCAACAUUUGCUUAUGUUAAAAUUAUUAGACGUGACUCCCGAUAAUACGGUAAUCAUCAGUAUAUUAGAAAGAGCGUUGCCCCACGACGUCCGGGAAAAAUGGGAGGAAUCGCUGAGUUUAGAUGUUCUUCCCACUAAAACCCAACUCGGAUGGGUAGUAGUUGGCGGGGCGAUAGAUAACGCGGAUAAUCGAGUCGUUGCUUGUACUUUAUCCGAAUUGAAAACGCAGAUCGCAAAAUUCUGGCUUAUUGAAGACAUUGACCGGGAAACCUCGAUAUUAUCGGAAGAGACAUUGUGCGAAACACAUUACCGCGAAAACACGACACGCGAAGCGUCCGGACGAUAUGUCGUACGAUUACCUUUUCGCGCCGGCGAUAAAAACUUUGGCGACUCACGACGAAACGCGUUGCGUCGAUUUAACGCGCUUCAAAGAAAAUUAAAAUCAAAUGUCGCGCUCAAAACGGAAUACGACAAAGUGAUGCAAGAGUAUAUCACUCUUGGCCACAUGUCUUUGGCCGACGACGAAUCAAUGACCGGUUAUUAUAUGCCUCACCACGCCGUAAUAAAGACAACGAGCGCAACCACGAAGGUUCGCGUUGUUUUCGAUGCGUCAGCCAAGACUGAUAAGAAUUUAUCAUUGAACGAUAGGCUCAUGAUCGGUCCUACGAUACAGGACAAGCUUUUCGAACACUUGCUGAGAUUUCGCACCCACACGUACGUGCUCACUGCCGACAUCGAAAAGAUGUACCGGCAAAUCUUAAUUCAUCCUCAAGACCGGAAAUACCAGCGCAUAUUCUGGUAUCACAAUAAUCGCGUUAGAACAUUCGAGAUGAAUACGGUAACCUUCGGGGUUUCUUCCGCUCCGUAUCUCGCGAUUCGUACAAUACAACAGCUCGCGGACGACGAAAGCGCAGACUUUCCAUACGCGUCCAGAAUUCUAAAACGCGAUUUAUAUGUCGAUGACCUCCUAACAGGCGCGAAUUCACUGGAGGAAAUUCUAACGAUACGCGACGAAAUAAUCGAGCUUUUGAAGCGAGGCGGAUUCAACAUACGUCAAUGGGCCUCGAACCACAAUCACGCACUUGAUAAUAUUAACAAAAAGAUCCUCGGAACGGAUUGCGUGAUCGAUAAUAGUACCGUGGUUAAAACUUUAGGCCUCGGAUGGAACGCGCAAGAAGAUAAACUCGUGUAUUCGGUAAAAUCACCCGAAGCUCCUGUUAAAUUAACAAAACGGAACAUUUUAUCAGAAAUCGCGAGAAUUUUCGACCCCCUCGGGCUUUUAGGACCGGUGAUUUUGGCCGCGAAGGUCUUUAUGCAAGAAUGCUGGAAGACAAAGCUGGAUUGGGACGAAUCGGUUCCCCAAGCUCUGCAUUCUAAUUGGACGUCCUUUUCGAGUCAACUUCAUCUUAUAAACAAUUUGUCGGUAGAACGAAAACUUAUCCUCGAAAACGCUGACAACAUACAAUUUCACGGGUUUUGCGACGCUAGCAAGGCCGGGUACGGUGCAUGCGUCUACGUACGUUCGUGUAAUCAGAAGGGUCAUACCCUCGUUCGUCUGUCCUGUGCGAAGUCGCGAGUCGCGCCGCUAAAGGAAAUGACCAUGCCGCGUCUUGAGCUGUGCGGUGCGUUGACGCUUGCCCGGCUGUACCGAGAAAUGCGUUCUACUAUAGAGUUUCCGAUUAAUCGCGUUGUUUUUUGGACCGAUUCCACAAUAGUCUUACAAUGGCUUAAAAAGUCCCCGACGGUGUUACGGCUUUUUGAGUCAAAUCGCGUCGCGGAAAUACAAUUAAUCAAGGAAGCCGAAUGGCGACACGUUAGAACAAGGGACAACCCGGCAGACGCACUGUCACGCGGUCAAUAUCCCGCGAUAUUUUGUCGAAACGCGUCGUGGUUCGAGAGACCCCAUUGGCUACGCGACAACGAGAACACCUGGCCGACAGGUUCGGAAAUCACCAUAAAGGAUCUUCCCGGGUUGAAGAAAACUACGUGUUUGGCCCUUAAAAUCAGUAAAUGCGAAUUUUUCGUUAAGUUUUCGUCGUACACGAAACUCAUCCGCGUAUUAGCAUACUGUCUUCGCAUGCUUCGAUCUAACGUUUGCAAGGGAGAAUUAUGCGCGCAGGAAAUAAUCAAUGCGGAGCGUACAGUCGUGCGAUUGAUUCAACAAGAGCAAUUUUUUGACGAGAUUCAGCGUAUUUCGUCAUCGGGGGGAGCCAAGGGCAGCCGACUUGCGUCCUUGAGUCCUUUCGUUGAUGAACACGGAUUACUCCGCGUCGGCGGGCGAUUACAAAAUGCUGAAAUCUCGUACGCGCAAAAACAUCCGAUUCUUUUGCCGUCAUAUCAUCAUGUAACCGAUUUAAUUAUUCGCGAGAUGCAUGAACGUACGUAUCACGCGGGUAUUCAGAGUACUUUGUACACUAUUCGUCAUCGUUUUUGGUUACUGGACGGCAAAAAUCAGGUUCGAAAAAUCGUACGACGCUGCGUUCGCUGCAUUCGUUUUAGGCCGUCUCCCAUGCAGAGAAAAAUGGGCAAUUUACCAAAACCACGCGUCGAAGAAGCGGCGGCCUUCACACACACGGGCGUAGAUUUUUUCGGUCCGUUGUUUAUUAAAGAGAAAAAAUACAGAAAUAGAAAUCGUGUAAAGGCUUACGGUUGUGUCUUCGUUUGCAUGACAGUAAAGGCGGUACACAUCGAAAUAGUGAGCGAUCUCACGACGGAGGGUUUUCUCGGUGCCUUCAGACGUUUCAUUGGGCGCCGGGCAAUACCUGCUCAUGUCUAUUCGGAUAACGGGACGAACUUUGUGGGUGCGAAUAACCAGCUCCGUGAAUUAUACGCCUUGUUCGAUUCCGAUAAAUUUAAAGAGAGCGUAAACGAAUUCGCGGUACAUAAAAAUAUAACGUGGCAUUUUAAUCCGCCAUUAUCACCGCAUUUCGGGGGCAUAUGGGAGGCAGCGGUCAAAUCAUUUAAACAUCAUUUUAAGCGUGUUGUAGGCGAACGCCUCUUUACAUUUGAGGAAGUAAAUACCCUCGCGAUAGAAAUUGAAGCAAUUUUGAAUUCGAGACCGCUGUGCCCUAUCUCGUCGGAUCCAAACGAUCCUAUUGCAUUGACUCCUGCUCACAUACUGGUUGGUCGACCUCUCACGAUGCUACCAGAAGAUAAUUAUCUUUCAGUUCCAGAAAAUCGAUUAUCAUCGUGGCGCCUCAUUGCAAAGGCACGCCAAGAUUUCUGGAAACGUUGGUAUACGGAGUACCUUAAUGAACUCCAAAAGCGCCAGAAGUGGCUCGAAGCCCGUGGUGAACUCAAGGUGGACUCAAUCGUCAUCCUAAUGGAUAAAAAUCAGCCAUGCAUGCAGUGGCGGCUGGGCAGAGUAAUGGAAAUACAUCCCGGUGGUGAUGGCGAAGUUCGAGUUGCAACAAUAAAGAGUGCAAAUGGCAUUUUUAAGAGGAACAUAACCUCAUUAUGUCCGUUACUUGAAGACGUUCAAGAACACGCGAAUUAA